AUGAAGAAGCUGACGCAGGGGCGCAAGAAGAUCCCGGUGGAGCGCAUCGAGGACGCGAACCGGCUGCAGGUCUGCUUCUCCAAGCGCCGCAAGGGCCUCGUCAAGAAGGCCUUCGAGCUCUCCGUGCUCUGCGGCGCGCAGGUGGCGCUCAUCGUCUUCUCCCCCGCCGGCAAGCCCUACACCUACGGCCAUACCUCCGUCGACGCCGUUCUCGACCGCUUCCUCCUCUCGUACUCCGGCGACGUGGAGGCCGAGGCGGUGGCGGCGAGCCAGCAGACGGAUCUGAGCGAGCUCCUCCGCCAGGAGGAGGAGCUGAUCAAGGCCCGCGACGCGGAGGCGCUCAGGGGCAAGGAGCUUCAGGCGGAGGUGCGCGCCGCCGGCGUCUGGAUCGACGGCGACAUGCGUCACUGGGAGCUGCCGGAGCUCGAGGCCGCGCUCAACGCGCUCGAGAGGGUCCAGGCGGAGGCCGCGAUGCGCGCGCACGAGAUCUUCGCCCAGGACGCCAUGAUGCAGCAGACCUCGGCCCCGGCUCGUCGUACACGGGUGACCCGUCCGCCGGCGGUCAUGAAGAGAUGGCCAUGGACACCACGAUGA
Molecule: messenger RNA, 594 nt
Organism: Triticum dicoccoides
Lineage: Eukaryota; Viridiplantae; Streptophyta; Magnoliopsida; Poales; Poaceae
Product: agamous-like MADS-box protein AGL29
Exons: 1
Coding region: 1-594 (197 amino acids)
Biological process (GO): positive regulation of transcription by RNA polymerase II
Molecular function (GO): RNA polymerase II cis-regulatory region sequence-specific DNA binding; protein dimerization activity; DNA-binding transcription factor activity, RNA polymerase II-specific
Source: RefSeq, a predicted model, not a curated record